AUGACAACUUCUACCAAAGGCGUCCAAUCCUGGGCGAUCAAGGCUACGUCCUGCCCAUCGGCCGAUAACCGCACUUCAGUCUGCACCCUCACACCCGUCAAACGCAACGUUACAGCCAUCGGUGCCUUCGACAAUGAGUACUGGGUCGACUCUCCUGUCGCCACACAGCUCGGUCUUCCACUCAAAAUCUGCAACAUGGCCACCGAAGGUCGCGCCAUCCGCGCUGACGCUCUUCACAAGAACUUCCGUGGCGGCAUCAACAACCCCGAUGCAGUCCUCAACCACGUCGCCAACCGCCUCUUCACCGAAAUUGACACCACUAAAGCCGGUUUCGGUGAAUUGAGCUUUGUUGACAAUUGGAGAUUCUGGGACGUGGUGCUUAUAGCGAGGACAGAUGGACAACAUCUCGACAUCGAGCACCUCCACGCUAUGGAUUGGUUCCUCCGCGGCCGCAUCAAGGAGAUUCGCGCCCACACUCGCACACUCGCCGGUGCCAAGGAGAAGCAGAAGUAUCUUCACGCGAUCAAGGACAGCAGCUUCACGGCGGGGAACAUGGCGGCGACGUGGGAGUCGAUCAAGGCAGAUGGGAUUGCGAAGGGGUAUGAGAAGUACGAGGGCAUGGGCAAUCCGUUCAAGCCGGUGAUGAAGACGAAGGGAAAGAAGAACAAAAUCGAGAGUGCUGGUGGCAGUGGGACGCCGAAGAUAUGUGCCUACUGUGGAGGGAGGAGUUUUUGGUUGACUGCUUCUGGCGGGUGUGAGGAGGUGUGGUAUUGUGGGCGCGCAUGUGAGGAUCGGGAUAGAGCGGUGCAUCAGGACGUUUGUGGAGGUAUGGUGAUUGAUGGAUAG
This is a messenger RNA of Fulvia fulva, 846 nucleotides long. RefSeq lists its product as uncharacterized. The transcript has a single exon. The record is from RefSeq and is a predicted model, not a curated record. Bases 1 to 846 code for a protein of 281 amino acids. Lineage: Eukaryota; Fungi; Ascomycota; Dothideomycetes; Mycosphaerellales; Mycosphaerellaceae.